Molecule: messenger RNA, 9324 nt
Organism: Neogale vison (American mink)
Lineage: Eukaryota; Metazoa; Chordata; Mammalia; Carnivora; Mustelidae
Gene: TASOR2
Product: transcription activation suppressor family member 2
Exons: 23
Coding region: 1244-8263 (2339 amino acids)
Biological process (GO): negative regulation of gene expression, epigenetic
Cellular component (GO): nucleoplasm
Source: RefSeq, a predicted model, not a curated record
GCAUGUUCUCUCAGGCGGCGGCGUGUCCCGGGGAGCGUUCCUUCCUAGGACCGUGCGCGAGAAGAACGACGUCUGGCUGACGAGCGCGGUGGUGCCUGCGGGCUGGGAGCCUGGGCGCCAGGCUCGCGUGCCCCGCGCCGGCGUCUCGGGGCCGCCGGGCGCUCCCGGCUCUGGGGCCGAGGGGAAGCCCGGGCGGCGACGUGGAGGGUCCUGCGCGCCCCUGAAGCGCCGGAGCAGACGGCGCCGAGGGCGCCCGCUGGAGAGCCCGCGGGCGGAGGGUCGCUCCGGGUCGGGCAGCGGGCGGAGCGCGGCCGGUGCCUGCUGGAGCGCGGCCGCGCCUGUCACGUUUGGCCGCGGGGGACCGAGAGGGGACGUGCACGCGUGGAGACGCGGACGCCGGGAGCAUGGGGAAGAGCCUGGGCAGCGGCGUCAGAUCCCCGGGGGCGGCGGCCGCGCGGGGGACAGCAUUUAUGACAUUAACAGAGGACAGGACUAUGUCGAGAAUUCUGGGGGUAUACUUGGUGAAAAUGAAUUAAGACCAUCCUCCCAGCUACAUUCUCUCUUAGAGAAGACCGAGCCAGGGUUCAUAUCAGAAAAGAUUUUUGAGACAGUGUCCUUGAGUUCAGACUCUCUCUUCCAGAGGGCAGUUUCAAUUCUUCAUACUUCUUACUUGGACUCUGCAUCUGAGCAUGGUUUUCAGUACAGUCAAGUGACUUUGGUGAAAAAUGACAUUUUCUUAAAUGAGUACAAAACUUUUUACCAAGAAAAAAAAGCAAGUAAUUAUACUCAGGAAGAACUUCAAGAGACUUACGGGUUUCUUCUGUUUGAAACUGAAAAUCAGGCAAAGUCAGUAUGUGAGCGCGGACUCUGUGUGGGCUACAGUACUAUUACCACACUUGGUGACCCAGCCAAAGGUGUGUAUAUUUCCAAAUACUCAGACUAUCUUCAUGCAAGACCGUGGUAUCAUGGGAAGUCUGGUUAUGUUGUAAUUUUUAACCUAAUUAAGGGAAGAGUCAAGUUUGUGUCUGAGAAUUAUACCACUAACUAUACUAGCCCAUCUUCUGGCUAUGAUUGCCACGUGGCUGCAAAUACUAACAAGGUUUCUCACAAGACGAGUCAUUUUCGCGCAUUUGAACUGAGUCAGUAUUACCUCUAUGAAGUUUCAGGCAGCUCUGUUACUGAGCGACCCAGGCAGGUCUGUCCUUAUAUUAUUGUAGCUUUCCAGUACAGGGAGCCUAAAAGGAUGGCAGCAUCAGCCCAUAAAAGCAUAUUUGAACUCAGUGAAAAUGCUCUGUCCUCUUCAUGGCAAGGCAAAUUAAUUGUUCAAGGCUGUCUACUGUGUGAUAUAACUCUUUGGUCCUCUGACGGUACAGCUGUUCCAACACAACUACCACGCGAACUAGAUUUUAAGUAUGUAAUGAAAGUGUCAUCUUUGAAGAAAAAACUACCAGAAGCUGCCUUUAGAAAACAGAAUUACCUGGAGCAAAAAGUCUGUUGCCGAGAUUUGUGCUUCAGGACGUAUGAGGUGGAGCUGGCGAACAAAUGCGGGGGAAAAGUCGAUAAACUAACAGAGUACAUCAAAAAUAAGGAAUUGGCAAUCAUCAAAUGCUUAGAAGAUUCGGGGCUUUUCAUCUUAUUUACCUCGUCAGCCUUAAUACCAGAAACAAAUUUUAGAGACGAGCAGAUGGGUCUGUGUGGGUUACAUUUAUCCCAUCCGUCCCUUCCAGCAGGGCUGAGAGAAUUGAAAGUUGAAGAUGACAUCUCAUCGAAGGUGACACCUAUUAUACCUGCCCUUAAUUGUGCCCUGCUAGAAGCAAAGAAGUCAUUUACUGAAGAAGGAGUCUGUCCAAACACAUUAGUAAAGCGUAGUUUCCAAGAACUGUGCAAGGCAGACAAAGGCCCUCCGUUGACUGCUGCUUCCCAAGAUGGAAUUCAAGAGACUGCAUUCUUUGGCCAACUGUCCAAUGGCUUUGACUUGGUUCCUCCAGCAGAAAAGUGCCCUUUACAGUCUUUAACUCAGUUGAAGUCUUAUUUUUCAGAUCCCAGUGGGUACGUUUUGGACGUGUCUGCUGCGUUAGAUUUCUUGACAGAGCAUCCUCAGUCCCCUUGCAUCUCAGAUGGAGCUUGUGAUGCCGGGUUCUCUUUAGUUACGACUCCAGAUCCUGAACUUCUGGACUCCGAGGUGGAAGUAAGAAAAGAAACGGAAACCAAAAAAAAUCCUGAAGAAAUGUUUAAAGCCAGGCGGGGAUCUCUGGUUCCGUUAAGUGCAGCAUCCAACCUGAGAGUUCAGCCUAAGAGAAAGGCAAGCACGCCGCCCGCUGUGCAGAGCAAGAGGGUGCGCUUGUGCCGUCCCUUCCCCAAAAGAAAUCCCGCCGGAGCGAGCAAGGGUUCGAGCUCUCCACCAACUCUCAAGUUAGUUAAAGGACCGCUGCUUCCGAAAAGAAAAAGAGCAAAAGGAGAAGCUGGUUCACAGCUUCCAUCAGAAAUCUCGUCGGUUGGCCAGGAGGAUGUUACUAGCACCGAGGCAGCUCUGACGGAAGACAGCUCGGUGGCUCCGAGAGAUCUGCCCGAGAACUCCAUGGUCGCCUGUGACUCCCAAGCCCUGAAUAUGCUAGCUGACCUAGCACUGAGUGCCGCUACUUCUGCCGCGCCGCCGUCUGAGCCCAGACGCUUGCCCUGUUCCUCUGAAUCACCGCAAAACGAUGCUUUGCUUUCUAAAGAACGUUCUGUACGUGGUACGUCUGACCAUGAAUAUCACAGAGGAGUUAAAAAUAAAAAAGGUGGACUGUUCCCUAAGCCCGCCUCUGAGAAGAAGAGUAGUCCGGCGUCCGACUGCCCCGUCAGCCAAGAGGAGGAGAGCUUGGCUCCCGCCAGUCCGGCCCCCGUGGCAGUCCCAUCAGCCCUUCCCGAGGAGACACUGGAAACCCACGAUGCCAGCCAAAGCUCUUUUGUUGCCGUGGAACAUUCCUAUGCCCUGCUCCUUGCGGAGCAUUCGAAGAGAUAUCUACAGCAGAGAGGGAUCCCCAGCCCCGCUUUCGCCAAGAACGGCCCCAAAGGCCCUGAAGCGGGAACCCCCGUGGGGAAAGUGAUGCCUUUCCGGCACCAGCAGAGCACCUCCCCGCUGCAGAAGCUGUGCGAGGACCCGGCGCUCAAGCACAGGGGUAGGCUGCUGUCCUCCAGCCUGAGGGACUCCCGUUGCUCUCAUACCGUGUUCAGCUGUGACGGCUCCUAUAAGGUCACUUUCAGAUGUGACACGGAGUACGUAUUCAGCUUGGACAGCAAAUACACCAACAACCCCCUGGAGAAGACCGUCAUCAGAGCACUGCAUGGGCCCUGGAACACUGACUUGCCUGACAAUGUGGAAGAAGUGAAGCUUUUACUGCACAUGUGGGUAGCUCUGUUUUACAGCAAUCAAAACAAAGUCCUCCGGUCAUCCCGAAAAGUGGUCGAACACAGCAACCCAGCAAAAUACGUGUCUAUAAAUAGCACAUUAGAAUCUUUUGAAUUCAGUGAAAUCGAGGAGUCCUCCAGCGGGGAAAGAUAUUCUGUGGACCCGCUGUUGGAGACCAGUGAACCUCCCAGAGGUCACGCUGCCAAUGUGUCCUUCCCCGACACGGACUCCUUGCUUCCCUUCAUGAAACCACCACCCGCAGGAGGCUUACAGUUCUGGGUGCAGAAUGAACAGAAAGACACAUUUGCCAGAGAAGGUCAUCCGGAUCCCCCAGAAAGCCAGAAUUUCGUUUAUUCUUGUCAUAACGAGAUCAUUGGGGAAGAAGCUGAACGAGGCCCAUCAGAUAAGCUGGAGACUUCCGAUCUUGUUCUUGCUAGUAUUGGAAGUACCCAGGCUAAUGGACCUGCCAUUCCCGGCGAAGACAAAACCUUUGAGCCACUUGAUAGCACAGGAGCGACUUACAACGAUACUGUCACACAGACCACAUUCAGCCGGACUUACGAUGGGCUCGGCGAUCCGCUGGUGAUCUGUCAGAAAUCUGUAUACGGCGCCCUUGACAGCGCGGGGGAUGUCUUCCACGCAGCGGCGCAAGCAGAACCCAGUGCUCUCCAGGGCCUCAUCCGGCAGAGCGGCCCCCUGAGCGGACACUGUCAGCCAGCCCUGGAGAGGAAGGAUGACCCAGAGUAUGUGAUGAUUAAUCUGGAACCAGUUACCUUCACUUUUGAAAAAAAUACCUACGUCCCAGUACAGACAGACGUCCCAGUGCAGACGGACGUUGUAAAUACAGGCGGCGAACCGACAGCCUUUCAUCCGGAGUGGAUUACACCGGUGUCACCUGCCGGGAGUCUGAGGCGUCCUGUGUCUGCUUUUGAAAAGGCACAAACACAAGGCCUUAGGAACGGUCCCUCUCCCACAGUGUCCACGCAGAAAGGUACUAAGUACCUUUGUGUCGCCUCACUCAGCGAAGAGGGGCCCGCGGAAGAAAUGUGUGCGCUGCGCAAAGGGCUUCCGGUUCCAUCCGGCCGCUUGGUGGUGGCGGAGGCGUUGUCGUCCUUUGAAGGUUCUCAUGACCCGGCAGCCGGAGAAGAGACGAAGCCCUCUCCAGAGCUUUUCCUGCACACCCCGAGUCUCCUUGGCAUAUCUGCGGAAGAGAUCAUAGAGCCGUCCCAGGUGAAAGACGCGGUCUCGCCCGCCGCCUCUGCCGCCCUGGGACACGGUCCCGCGCGCGGCCGCGCUCCGCCGGCGGGUGGCGCCGCAGACGGCUCCUCGGAGCCCGUGCGGGGCGGGCGCGGGCUGAAGAGUGAGCAGAGGAACUUGGAAUCCUUUCGUACCGCUUGUACCAAACAAACCGAACAAACCGGCCUCUCAGGGAGCAGAGAGGAGGCCAGCCUGGAGUUCUCGGACGAGGAUUCCGACAUCGACCUCAGUCUCACGAUAUCGCCGCCCACCAGCCCCAGAGGAGGGGUGCCGGCCGGGGGACCGGGGCAGACCCCCGCGGCAAGUCUGGAACUUCAGGACGCGACUGAAGAGAUCAUUGGGCCAGAAGCGGUGACUCUCCUAGAAGACCCAGAGGUAGAUUCUGCGAAUUAUACCUCCAUGUUCCCUGCGAUGCCUGAGAAGUCGUUAGAAAGUAAGGAGAGGAAAGGUGAUAGUUUACAAACCGUUACCUUAAUACUUUCUAAAGAAACUUGCGCCCUUGAGAUCGCAGAGGAAGUGAAUGUCACCUCAGACUUUCCUUUUGCUUCUUUAAUUGAGGAAGUGUCACCAGCUUCCAGUCCUGACCGCCAGGAUCCGGUCGAAGCAGCACAUCCACCUCAGGCCUUGUCUCUGUGUGGUCUGCAGCUGGCCAGUACACUGGGUGAGGGAAAGGACAGAUUCUCCCGGAUGGAGUCUGUAAACUUGGCCUUGACGGAGAAAGAACAUUCUUUUGUUGGUCCUACUUAUCCGGUGGAACAAGGUAACCUACGUGGAGUACAACAGACGCAGCUCUGUGCUGAGAUGCCUGUCCUAGGAAGUAAGCAUCCAGAAAGAAGAGACGGCUGUCUGACCCUGCCUGGUGAGCUAACUGAGGAGACUGGCCCCGGGGAGCAUGGCGAGGGUUUCUCUGUCUCAGAAAAGCUGCCGUUCCGUGCUGCGGAGCUGGGCCAGCCAGCCGUGGCUGCCAGAUACAGAGAGGAUGUCAAGCUUUCUCCAGAACAACCGGUGCCAUCAGGAAACCCACUGCAGCCUAUUAGCAUCCAAAACAGGAAUUUCAGUUCUCUUGUCUUGGAGACCAAUGAGCCUCCAUGGAGUCCUACAAAGAUGAUUGAAAAUAAGUCUUUAGUGGACACAUUUGUUUCUACAACUGCUCCAAGUGGUACAGUGAAUGUGGCAGUAAAAGAGCAGACCAGCCCUGAAAGUAUCGGGAAUCAUCUCUUCAGCGGUGGUGUGAAGACAGAUGAAGGCCUCUACCUGCAGGCUCAGUCCUUGAGCUCUUGCUCAGCCGGCGGGGCUGAUACACAGACGCGUGGGCACUCAGAGAGCCCCAGACUGGCUUUUCCCUCAGAUGGGGCUGCCUUAGCCCGCUGUCCCAGACCCACGGACACAGAGACCGGGGUCCAGACACAGGAAAUCUCAGUGGUCAAAAUGGCCAGUUUGCUUAAGAAUAGUGAUGCUGAGGCCACGUUCCAUGAAGAAGCCACAGAUCUAGGAGGUGUUGACUCCCAGUCAAGCGCCACAUGUCCGGAAGACAAACCAGACACAGUUCAUGUGCUGCAAGAUCGGGCAGUGUGUGAAACCAAAGAUCUGCUGGACGCUGGGCUUUUCCCCAUGUGUGUACCUGCGGAUUCAUACCAUAAAACAGCCAUCACUGGUGAAAAUACCAGUAGAGAGCCUUGUGCCCCUCUUGUUUGUGGAGUCUCCGAAGAGCAGACAGCAAGUCAGGCCUCUGGUGAGGGGCUCAGAGCCGAGGAGGACUCGGGGACCGUGGGUAGAGACGUGGAGGUCCGUGUGAAUUCUGAGAUCCAGUAUGAGCCGCUUUCUGGAGAGUCUGAUCAGGACUCUUGCGGGGGCUGUAGAAAUCCCAAAUCAGAGGUAGAGAGUUCCUGCCCUUUGAGGUGUAGUCAAACCAAGAAAGAAGAAGAUACUUCGAAAGAUGAUUAUGACUCUUUCCCGAGCCUAAAUAACAGUGAUAAUGAAGAGUGGGGCUACUCUCCCCCUGCCCCAGGGCUGGAGACGGGCACUGCUCCCAGACGCUGGCUCGUUGGGUUCAAGAAAGAAGACAGGUAUGUGCCCUCGUAUAUCCAGAUCCGAGACCUCCACGGCAUCCCCAGGACUUACGCUAAUUUCACCGUAACGAAAGAGCUGACGGAUACCACGAGAACUUUGCACAGCCUGAGGCGGCACCCCAAUUUCACUGCGAAGUGUGGCUUGCUCAGCUCCUGGACCAACACCUGGCAGGUGGCAGAUGACCUCACCCAGAGCACUUUGGAUCUGGAGUAUCUGCGUUUUGCACAUAAGCUAAAACAAACUGUGAGGAAGGGAGGUUCUCGGCCUUGUGCCUCCUCCACCGGUGUCUUUGCAAAGGAGGCCCCGCUCCAGACCGCGCCGGGGGCUCUCCCCCUGACCAGCGGCCGCGCGUCCCCGGCUCUGCCGCCCGCGUCCCGGAGCCGGAGUCCCCUGGUGGUAACGGUGGUGCAGUCGGGCGCGCGGCGGCAGAGCCCGCGCGGGAGAGGCCACGCGGCCGGCAGCUGGGACGGCUCCUCCUCGCGGAGGGAGAGCGGCGGCCGCGGUGGAGCUCCGCGGGCGGACUCCGAGAGAAAGCGGGCGGCUUCGCGCCACCUCAACAGGCUGAGGUACAGCUCCAGUUUCAGAGAAUCGCGGAACGACAUCCCACUUCUCCUCGGCGAAUGCGCCGAAUUCAACACGGUGGUGGCGACCAGCAGGCCGGCGCUUGGCCCGGACGGGGGGCGCGGCGGGGCCCCCGGGGAGGCCUUCCCGCGGGCGGCCUCCUACGAGGACCUGGUGGCGGACCUGUGCGCCGGCCUGCGCGCGCGCCUGCUGAGCGUGGUCAGCCAGGCCUGUCGCAGCCCCUGCCGCUUCUACCUCGUGGACACCGACGACCCGUCGUUCUCUGCGAGAACAAAGAGCGUCCUGCGGAAAGGGGGCCACACGGAAAUUGAACCUCAGCAUUUCUGUCAGGCCGUCCACAGAGAGAACGACACGCUCCUGGUCAUCAUCAGAAACGAGGAUACGGCGUCGCGCCUGCACCAGAUCCCCUUCCUGCUGAAGCUGAAGCACUUCCCCAGCGUCCUCUUCGCCGGAGUGGACGGCCCCGAGGACGUGCUGAAGCACACCUACCAGGAGCUCCUCCAGACGGGCGGCUUCGUGGUCUCGGACGACAAGAUCCUAGAAACCGUGACAUUAGCUCAGCUGAAGGACGUGGUCAGGACCCUGGAGAAGCUGAACAGAAACGGGAGGUGGAAGUGGCUGCUUCACCACAGGGAAAACAAGAAGCUAAGAGAAGACGCCAGGGUGGACCCGGUCGCUCGCAGGAAGAACUUGACCCUGAAAUCCUGUCAGAGCGCAGGGCUCAUCGAGCCGCUUCCUUACCACCAGUGUGACUGCCGAGCACCCCCGAAAGCCGAACAUUUCAAAUGCCUGCUAAACCUGCAAAUCCAGCACGUCCACACCCGCUUCGCGGUCUUCCUAACAGAAAAGCCAACUGUCUCCAGAGAAGUCUUUGAAAAUAGUGGCAUCCUUGUUACGGAUGUAAAUAACUUCAUUGAAAACGUGCCCAAAAUAGCAGCUCCGUUUAAGAGCAGCUAUUGGUAAGAACGCCUUCCAGAACUCUCCUGUUUACGGGGCAUGACAGACGCUGACAUUCGUGUCUGAGGAAAGCUGCUGUUGGCGAACUGCUCUUCACCUUCCACAUCAUGCUGUAAAUUUUCGGUCUGUUAGGGGCGGAAUUGCUGUCGGUUUGGCCUAAGUGGGAAUUUCGGAAGGAGCCACGUGCUUCAGAGGAGCCCGUUUUUUCUUAAGGACCCCAGUCGUCGCCUGCAGUUCACCUUGUUCCCAGGACGGAAGAGAACACGCAUAAGUCCCCGUGAGACGGCCUCCUGUUUCUAAAAACCUUUCUUGACUGUUCUAUUUAAAGAUGAAAUCAUCAAUUUUGUAUUUGUCCAGGUGAUCAGCGGGCCUGGAGCACACCGCUGCCACCAACCAAUUCCGUUUCCUUUUACUUGAAAACUUUUUCGAUAAACAGCAGUUUUCUCAUAUUUGAAAAAUCACUGUUCUCCAACUUGAGAGUUUUCCUUCGUUUCUUUAUACCUUGUAAAAUCUUGGCCUUCGUUCACAGCGGGACGCCAGCUGUCCACGAGCGUUCGGCUGCAGUGGUCAUACUGGUUUAAAUUAUUUUCCAUUUUUACAGAGAGCCUUCAAAACUUAAUUAAGCUCACUGUUAAAAAGAAUUUUACAAACACGUUUACUUAGUUGUAGCAAAAAUAAGUCUAUUUUAACAGAUAGCUUUGUUUUUGCAUGUUCCUGUCUGAAAGGCGUAGGUAGCGCAUGUUACAGUUUGUGUUCCAGGCUUCACCGCCCUCGACAAGCUGGGAUCUCGCGCGGUGCACACGCGGGUGUUCUAGCAACACUACAGUAAGUUCUGUUACAGAUCUAUAAAUUGUCAGUUUCCACUUACUCACGUUUUGUAAAUAUUGCACUACAAAAAUCAACCCUCUAAGGAAGAAAAUCUUUUAUUUAUGGUAUUAAAUAAUUUCUACCAUAAUCUUUGAACUCAAAACCAAGCAAAAAAAAGUAGAUACAUAGUAUCUAUUUGGAACAAAUUUUUGUAACUAAUUUGUUUCAUUUUUUAAAAUAAAGACAACUAAAAAAAUCAA